Messenger RNA from Panonychus citri (citrus red mite), 3559 nucleotides. Its product is annotated as putative thiamine transporter SLC35F3. The record is from RefSeq and is a predicted model, not a curated record. NCBI's taxonomy places the organism in Eukaryota, Metazoa, Arthropoda, Arachnida, Trombidiformes, Tetranychidae.
CAAUUGAAUUUUCUCACACCCAACCAACAACAACAACCAUAACAAUUUAGUAACAUAUUCUUGUGCUGUUCAGUUAUAUUUUCCCUUUCUUGUUGUCAUCCUCAUCCUCAUCCUCUCAUCAUCGUUAUCACCAUAAUCUUUAUUUUCCUUGAGUAGUUGAAGCAUGUGUUAUGAAACGAGAACAACAACAAUAUUGCACAUCCGUUCCAUCUUCUUCUUCUUCUUCUUCUUCUUCAUCCUCAUCAUCUUCUCAGUUGAACAAAAACAACAACAAACCCGAAAUUCAGAUAAAUAUCAUCAUCAAUAAGAAAUCGAUUCUCUUUUCCUUUAUUUUCUAAUAUUUUCAAUUUUUCUUUCCUUCUUUUGGUUAUGUUUUAAUUCAUCUUUUUUUCUGGUGUUUUUGGGUUUACCAUUUGGUGUAUUCAUGUGUUGAUGUGGUGUAGAUGUGAAGAGGAAAAUGAGUUUACCAGUAAAAUGGUGGAUUCGGAAAGUUAACACUCUGGUUAUCACCUUGAAGGCAAAUCGAGCCUUAUAUUACUUUUUAUAUUCAUCAAGAGUAACAAGACAAACACUGUCACCAACAAUCAAUUACAAUCAACAAUCAACCGAAAGUUAAUCAAAAAUGAAUUAUAUCAUAAUCUCAUCAUAACAUUAACCACCUUCAUCUCCAACACCGACAACAACAAUGUCAAUCAUCAUGACGAUAAAACUAAUUGCUAAUUUUUUACCUUAAAAAAUAUUCCCAAUCAACAUCUUAUAAUUAUCUUUAAUUAGUGAUAAUACAAUUAACUAGAAAAAUUAAAUGAAAAAACAGGUAAAUUUAUAAAUCAAUCCAAUUAUAUGAUUUUGUUUUUUUUUGCUCAGUAAAUUUUGAAUCUAAAUCAAGUUAUAUAAACUAAAUCAUUAUGUUAAUUGAUAAAACAACUAACACUCAACAAUUAAAAAAGUUAAUUUGUCUGUUAAAACAACCAGAGGAUUAAAAUAUAAGAUUAUUAAGAUCAAAGUGUUUUUAUUAUCCUUAAUUGUAAGUAAUUAACUCAAAAGGAAAUUGCCAGAUCCCACUGUUAACUGUUCAUUAGUUAAUUUAUAUAUAUAAAGUGAUUAAAUUUGGUUCAUCUUUAAUGAUGAACAAUUAACUGAACAUUUUGGUCGAAUUGAAACUCGAUUUUCAAAUUCAUCAAUAGAUUUUAUUCUGAUUGGUGUGAAUAUCAUUUACUAUCAUGUGGAAAGCUUUUGGAACGGAAACUGAUAGUAAUGAUAAUCGACCUCACAUUGGCUACUUCCGACCUCGAAUAUCAUCAAUUUCCGGUGCAUUACAUAGUUUAACUAAGCAACGUUUCCUUACCCCACCAACAUCAGGAUCUAAAGAUGAUGAUACAACAACGGUGGCUGGUGGAGGGCGAACUGGACCAACUAAUGGUCCAGGGGCAGGUGGAGGCGGUUCGAGUGUCUUAGGCCAUCAUGGUAACUAUGGUGGUAUUAACCCGUCCUCGUUUGAUGUGUACAGUUUUGAUGCUUCUCGUAUAAAUGGGACCUGUUUAACUGGGGCCACUGUUGCCCCUUCACCGACCCGAUCAUCAUAUGGUGAACUAUUGGCCUAUUCAAGGUCACCUUCAGCUCGAGCUUCCAUUGAUUCAACUGCAGCUCAUGCAGUUUACGACAUUGAUUUAGAUGGUGAUCAUAAUUCAACUACGGAAGAGGAAGCGAAUGAUAAUCCCAAUAAGUGUUCAAAUCGAGCUCGAAAAUGGAGUCGAGGAAUAUUAUUAACCUUGAUCAUAUCGUUUUCAUGGGUUGGCACUUUUCACCUGAUUCGACUUUGUUAUGAACGAGGAUCGGCACGAAGUGCGACCAUUACCAGCACCCAUCCCAGCAAUACUGAUAAUCACAAUCGUCUAGUUAAUCACCUUAAUAAUGAAACUGCAACAAUUAGUCCUUCCAAAGAAAGUGAUAAGUUACAAUUAGCACGGAAUAAAAAUGUUAAUCCAAUUGAAUCGACGUUCGAUGCUCCGUUUUUCAUGGCCUGGUACGCGUCUCUCUGGAACGUACUUUUCCUACCGAUAUUUGCUUCAUUCAAAGUCUGUUGUUUCAAUAAAGAUAAAACAUCAACCAAGAAGAUGAUUGUUGAAUCUAUUCAACAAUUCAUGGAAAGAGGUUCUUUAUUACAAUUUUUCACUCGAUGUGGCUUAUUCUGUAUUCUAUGGAUUCUAUCUAAUUAUCUUCUAAUUUAUACCAUUCGAAAAUUGGACACUACGGUUGUCGUGGCUCUUUUUGCUUGUUCCGUUUCCUUUGUCUAUUUACUUUCAUGGGUUGUACUUCAUCAGCAGUUUGUUGGAAUCAGGAUCGUUGGGUUCAUACUUUGUAACACUGGAACUGCCUUGUUGGCUUAUAUGGAUGGUGUUAACCGAACGACUCUUUCCAAUGUUUUAAUUGCGAUGAUUGCUUGUUGUGCUGCAGCAAUUUACAAGGUUUUUUACAAACGAACCUUAGGUUAUACCACUUUCGCUCAAACUUCACUAUUUUUCACUCUGGUGGGUUUUAUGAAUGCCUUUCUUAUCUGGCCCAUGGUAUUGUUGCUUUAUUUCACUGGGGCGGAAGUGAUGUCCUGGUCACAAAUUCCCUGGCUUCCGCUUUCAGGGGCAGCAGCCUUAAGUUUAAAUGCUAACCUAUUGGGAAGCUUUGGUCUCUGUUGGACUUAUGAAAUGUUUCUCACCCUCGGGCUUUUAUUUGCAAUACCUUUUUCAGCUGUGAUCGAUGCUACAAUUUACAAGGUCAGUUUCAAGGAGAUGAAACUUGGAGGUAUCUUGUUAAUUAUGUUUGGUUUUAUAAUUGUCUUAUUACCCGACAAUUGGAAUCAAUAUUUGGCCAAUAUACUGAGGUCACGAUUAGCUAAAUGGAAACGAAAUGAACAAUUGAAAAAAAACGGAUCAAGGGUCCAGGAUACAACGACGGCUCAACUGUCACGACUAAGAACACCGAGCGGAAGAGUCAAAUGAUGAUGAUUAAAGGUAAUAAUAGUGAUUACAAUCAAUCAGCUGCUAAUGGUAAACGAUUAUCAUCUUCAUCAUCGACAUCGUCAACAAUCAAAUUACCUUAUCAUUGAUUGUUACGGAAGCCGAAACGGACUAUCCUGAGACCCGAAAAAAAAACAACACCGAUAACGAAACUUGUAUACAAAUGUUGUCCCUUGUUCAUAAUUGAAUCAACAUUUAAUUGCUGAAUCAAAUUUAAAUCAACUCGCAAUAAUCAAUCAUUUUUGGUAAUCAUCACAUGGAAUCAAUGACACAAUCAAUGCUAAUGCAAUUUAAUUUUCAAUUUUUCAUUAUUUUGCUCAUUGAUUGUCAUUAACAAUCUAAUCCUGUUGGCACAAUUAACUAAUUUUAUUUUCUAUUUUGUUUUGUUAUUAUCCCCAAUUGUUAUCAAUUGAUUACCUAUUAUGUUAGUUAAUUGAUUGUAAUCAAUUUCGGUUUAUUUAAUAUUAUGGUUUUGUGUUUUAGUUACAAUCAAUAAAUUGUGGUUUAUUGUUAUUAUUAAUAUAAUAUUAUAAGUUUAAUUGGUAGUA